GCUCUCUGACUCUGGGUCUAGUAGACAAAGUGCACAUUGUAUGGAGAUAAGUCGAAAUUAGUUUUUCGAAUCGAUCAAAAAGUGCAACUUGUCUAGUGAGGCACUAAGAAAGUAAUUUAAAUUGAACACUCGACUGUUAAUCGAUUUACUAAAUCGAGAAUGAAUGACUCAUGUCAUUCACGUAUGUCGAUUGUCGACUGUCAAAUCUUUCAAAAUCGACCAGCUGUCACGCUAAUUUGUUAUUCAUUCCUUUAAAACAUGUGAAAAAAUUGGAAAUUUCCAUUCAAAGCCAAUUUUGUUGCACUGUUUUGUUAUUUGCAACAACCGCAUUCAAUUUUGAAGUCUAAAACAUGUCUAAUGGUGAAGCAGAGCCGAAUGGAGACUGCGCGAUGCAGACGGAGCAGGCCGCUGAAAAACGCGUUGGUUGUGCCCACUACAAGCGCCGAGCUAAGUUUGUAACGCCAUGCUGCAACAAGUUGUACAUGUGCCGAUACUGUCACGAUGAAAACGAAGAGCACUACUUCAACCGCAAGUCGGUCACCGAGCUCAUCUGUACGGAGUGUGACACUCGGCAGAAAGUGCAGGCUGAGUGUGAGAACUGUGGUGUCCGGUUUGGAAAGUACACAUGUCUGAUCUGCAACCUGUUCGACGACGAGGAUAAGCGUCAGUACCACUGCGAUGGCUGUGGAAUAUGCCGCGUGGGCGGUCGCGACCGUUUUUUCCAUUGCGAGCGGUGCAAUAUGUGUCUGCCGGUGCAGUUACAACGCGUCGGCCACAGGUGUGUAGAGAACGUGUCCCGCUCCAACUGCCCGGUGUGCUUAGAAGACAUCCACACGUCCCGGAUCCCGUGCCACAUCCCGGACUGCGGGCACUUGCUGCACCGGCCCUGCUUCGAGCAGCUGCUGCAUUCGGGACACUACGCUUGCCCUACCUGCCAGACUAGCAUGAUUGAUAUGUCCAAUUUAUGGAACUACCUGGACUCAGAAGUAGCAGCGACGCCCAUGCCUCCAGAAUAUGCGGACUACAAAGCAACGAUAUUGUGCAAAGACUGUCAUAAGUUGUCCACUGUCAAGUUCCACGUGGUAGGACUAAAGUGCCAACAUUGCGGGGCUUACAACACGUGCCAAACCAAUGGAUUCCACAAAGAGAGCAGCAGCAGCAGUUCCGAAGCCGACUCCUCCACAUCGACAUCGGGCGCGUCCCGCAGCCGGUCCGGGUCGGCGGGCGCCAUAGAAAACGCCGCGGGGCCCGCGGGGACCGCGGAGCUUCCGCGCGCCAACCCCAUGGACGAGCCGCCGCAGGCCUGACCAAUACGCAGGUACCGCCGCCACCCGCCGCGCCCGCGCCGAUAGCAAGGCGGUAGGAAAGAAUAAAGAUUGCUAGUAGAUUAAAAAAUAAUAGUUGAGCGACGGCAGAACGAAAGGUUACUACGGUAGAUUAAAAAUUCUAGUUGACGCCAUAAACCAAUUUCAAGAUUUCAAACUCCAUUGCGUUUAUUUGAAUACUCGAUACUAGCGAAAGCAGCGGUACCGCCGCUACCCGCCGCGCGCAAGGCGAUAGCAAGACGGUAGAAAGAUGCUACUUGAUGGGUAGAUUGAAGAUAGUUGACGCCGUUAACCAAUUCAUGACUUCAAAUUUCACUGUGUCUAAUAUAAGAUUUUAAACUUUCGCGUUCCAUUUCAACCAAAAUAUUAAGACACGGGUCUUAACGCUACGUUUAUUAA
Molecule: messenger RNA, 1724 nt
Organism: Ostrinia furnacalis (Asian corn borer)
Lineage: Eukaryota; Metazoa; Arthropoda; Insecta; Lepidoptera; Crambidae
Gene: Rchy1
Product: Ring finger and CHY zinc finger domain containing 1
Exons: 8
Coding region: 351-1307 (318 amino acids)
Biological process (GO): ubiquitin-dependent protein catabolic process; protein ubiquitination
Cellular component (GO): nucleus
Molecular function (GO): ubiquitin protein ligase activity; zinc ion binding
Source: RefSeq, a predicted model, not a curated record